Molecule: messenger RNA, 624 nt
Organism: Striga asiatica
Lineage: Eukaryota; Viridiplantae; Streptophyta; Magnoliopsida; Lamiales; Orobanchaceae
Source: the annotation of a GenBank genome assembly
AUGGAGAAGAAGGCCGUGGGGUCUCGACCGAGGCUCGCCCAAGCAAGCUCCCGAAAAGGUUGCAUGCGUGGAAAAGGCGGCCCCGAGAACGCGUCUUGCACUUACAAAGGCGUUCGUCAGCGCACGUGGGGAAAAUGGGUGGCCGAGAUUCGCGAGCCCAAUCGCGGGUCCCGCGUUUGGCUCGGCACUUUCGAAACCUCUCACGAGGCCGCUAUUGCCUACGACGCUGCGGCCCGACGCCUCUACGGGCCCGAUGCCAAGGUCAACCUACCCCACCUUCUCGACCAGGCCCAGGCCCAGACCCCUGCCCAGGGACCUGUAAAGGCUGAGGUCCAAGAAAUCACAAUUGCUGAUUUCCUGGGCCCAUUAGAGCCUACUAAGGAGGAAAGACCCAUUAGUGAGAUUGGGCCGAGGGCGGAGAGUACUACUAAUGGGUAUAGCUAUAGCGGGGAGUAUGUUAGCGCUAGCGGGAUUUUGCAAGAGCUGAACGAGAGUUUGCCUGAGGUUGACGACUCAUCCCUUUGGGCCGAGGCCGCUAAGGAUACGUCAUUGAGGAUCGUGCACGAGCCAGAGGCAUUUGCCUCUAGCUUGGAGUACUACGGGACUUUCCCGUGGUACUACUAA